CCCUUGCGAUGGAUUGAGUGGUAAUAAAGAUGGUGGUGCUGCUGCUCACUGUCACAGGGCUCUGUGUCAUCGCUUCUCUUCUCCUGAUUCCAUACAUCAGGCGAUAUGCUGCUGCUGGAGUGUGCACAUCCAGUGCAAGAUUGGAUGGGAAAACAGUGUUGAUUACUGGGGCUAACUCUGGAAUUGGAAAAGAGACAGCAUGGGAACUGGCAGCGAGAGGUGCUCGGGUGAUCAUGGCAUGCAGAGAUUUGGUAAAGGCAGAAACUGCAGCACAGGAGAUCCGCGCAGACACCGGGAAUGAACAAAUAAUCGUUCGGAAGCUAGAUCUUGCCGAUACCAAGUCUGUACGACAAUUUGCAGAAAAUAUAAUGAAAGAGGAAAAAAUGAUCAACAUAUUGAUUAACAAUGCUGGUAUGAUAAUGCUCCCCUACACGAAGACAGUUGAUGGGUUUGAAAUACACUUUGGGGUACACCAUCUAGGGCAUUUCUUGCUGACUCAUCUCCUUCUAGACUUCAUUAAAAAAUCAUCUCCUGCUCGUAUUAUUAAUGUGUCAUCCUUUGCACACAACUUCGGUCGGAUCAAUUUCAAAGAUUUGCAGAGUGAAAAGAGUUAUUCAGCGGGCCUAGCUUACUGCCAAAGUAAAUUGGCAAAUGUGCUGUUUACCCGGGAACUGGCCAAGAGGUUACAAGGGACCAAAGUGAUUGUAAAUUCUGUGCACCCAGGCACCGUUUUCACAGAGAUAACCAGACAUUCCUCAGCCCUGACCCUGGUUUGGAAGGGUCUCUCUUUUCUUUUGAAAACACCACGAGAGGGUGCACAGACCAGUGUACACUGUGCGGUCGCUGAGGAAUUGCAAGAGAUUUCUGGAAAACACUUCAGUGAUUGCACCCCUGCAUUUGUGGCACCCCAAGGCAGGAAUGAUGAAACAGCCAGGAAGUUAUGGGACGUAAGCUGCAAUCUUCUGGGAAUUCAAUGGGACUGAGCGCCUGAUACCAAAAUUGAAGGGAAUCUGGAUUGUAAAAGUGUGGACCACUGAAGAUUUUUUGUGCAAGUUGUCUCAAGAUCACUUUUUAAAUUAAAAAAUGGAUCGAUUACACAACUAGUUGACAUAGUAAAUUGCUGGUCAUGUCAGCUGGUUUCUGAAGGUGCGAAGACGGUUUAGGAAUUUUAUCUGGACUUUAAAGAUAAAUGUUUCGGAUCAAGUUGUCAGAUUGGUUGCUUUGUGAUGAUAAUAAUAAUCCUUGCAUUUGAUAUAUGAUAAUCUGAUUGCACAAUUAUGCUGUCAUAAGGUUUAUUAAUUCAUCAGCUGCUGUAAGCCAUGUUUAGAAUAAUCGUCCAUACACUAUGCUAGCUUGGAAACUUGGCUGAAGUUUUCAGACUCUAAACACGGGGUUGUAAGUGGGCAAAGAAACACUGUGCAACGAAAAAAGAAUGUGCAAAAAUGUGAAAACUUGUUUUAAAAGCAGUGUUCAAUUUGCAUGCUCUCAGCCAUUGCAAUUAUUUGAUUGUUUGUAUAAUGGAUAGGUUGAUAAUAAAUUGGUCAUUUUCAAACUACGACUGUUUGUGGGACAUUGCUGUGUGAAAUUGGCUGCCGCGUUUGCCCACAAAUAUACAGUCAAUUCACUUUACAGUAUAUUGUGUGAAGCGCUUUGGGAUGUCCUCCCGACGUGAAAAGCGCUAUAUCAAAUGCAAGGAUUAUUAUUAUUAUUAUUGAUGUAAAUGAUUGAAGAAUGUUCUUUAAUUUGCUAACUGUUGUCCAUGAAUUUUCCAUUACUCGAGUAGAACUUUAUCAUUAGUCACAUUGAUUUUAAGAUUUACAGCCUUUUGAAAAUGCUUCUUCCCGAGGCAUUGAGCUCUAAGUCUUUAUUUAGAUUUAUGAUGUUGCAUCAUUAACUUUUAAGGUCAAUAAUGGUAGCUAUUCACUCUUUCACAUUCACAUUCACUCUUUGCACUUUGGCAAUUUAGUUGGUUUCUUUUUUGCUACACUGUGACUUUCAGAUCACUUAUAUAAGUAAGGUUUGUGUGCUUUGUGCACUACUUGAUAUUUGCAUACUGUUGUCAGCUGAAGUUUCACGCAGGCGCACGGCUAGUGCAUUUUUGUUACAUUGGUGCAACACACGACAUUUUUCAGAAAUAAAUUACCAGUUUUGUUUACAUGGAAUCAACAAAGUAGAAAAAACUCGUAUUUACUGAAUAGCUAUAACCCAAAGUUCUGUUUUUUCACUUCCAAGCAUCCAACUUUGAGUGAAGGCAAAUCAAAAUGGGAUUAUGCUACUAAAUUUACUUGAUAUAAAUUCACUAUGUUUUUUUUAAUAAAGGCUCCCUACAAUUAAAAUAAGUAAAUUAUAAUCAAUAUAUUGGGAAUAAAAUUAAAACAAUUGGUUCAAAAGGGUUUCACAUUUAAUGGAACUAUGUCAUCAACUGUGGAUUCUGUGGACUCACCAAAGUUGAUGCAACACCACAAACGUUCAUGAACACCUGCCAUUGUCUCUGGAGUCUGAGGCAUAGACAUAGGGAAUCUGAUCAUCACGCAUGAAAGAAAUUCAUAGGCCUUAUGUAAAUAAAAAUUAUAAAGUUGAUAUUUGCAAAUGACAUGCUUACUGUUGUGCAAAGCGCAGAAUUGGAUCAGUUUAAAGUUAAAAGUUAGGCAUUGUUAAAGCCUACCUGAAAUAAAUCCAUUCUUACAGGAAUAAACCAUCA
Molecule: messenger RNA, 2701 nt
Organism: Callorhinchus milii (elephant shark)
Lineage: Eukaryota; Metazoa; Chordata; Chondrichthyes; Chimaeriformes; Callorhinchidae
Gene: rdh12
Product: retinol dehydrogenase 12
Exons: 7
Coding region: 30-983 (317 amino acids)
Source: RefSeq, a predicted model, not a curated record